Molecule: messenger RNA, 1184 nt
Organism: Diospyros lotus (date-plum)
Lineage: Eukaryota; Viridiplantae; Streptophyta; Magnoliopsida; Ericales; Ebenaceae
Product: probable WRKY transcription factor 45
Exons: 2
Coding region: 84-662 (192 amino acids)
Biological process (GO): regulation of DNA-templated transcription
Molecular function (GO): DNA-binding transcription factor activity; sequence-specific DNA binding
Source: RefSeq, a predicted model, not a curated record
CUCAACCUUCGUAGACAAUUCCAUUCUAGCUAUACGUCUUUCUUUCGUCUUCUUCUUCUUCUGGUUCCUCUGUUUGCUUUUCAAUGGAGAACAGUAAUUAUCACAUGCUUCCUUGUGCAUCGGCAGCCAUGCCAUCUUCUUCUUCUUUACCCCCAAAUCUGAUGAAAAUUGCUUGCUUUCCUCGUGGCUUAUAUAAUGAAAACCCUAGAGGGUCCUCAUCAUCAUCAGAGAUCAUCAUUAAUACUAAUAAAGAGAAGCAUCGCCCUGCAGCAGCAUCGGAAGCUGAAGGUGUCUCAAACAAUGGAGGUUUUAUUCAACUGCCUGCAAACGAAGCAAAAUCGGGGAAGAAUAAGAAAGCUGAGGCCAAAAUUAGGAAGCCCAGAUUCGCGUUUCAAACAAGGACCCAGGUUGAUAUACUGGAAGAUGGGUAUCGAUGGAGAAAAUAUGGGCAAAAAGCAGUGAAGAACAAUAAGUUUCCAAGAAGCUACUACCGCUGCAGUCAUCAGGGGUGCAGUGUGAAGAAGCAAAUCCAGCGCCAGUCCCCAGACGAAGGUGUGGUGGUGACAACUUACGAAGGAGUUCACACACAUCCAACAGAGAAGCCUGCCGAUAAUUUCGAACAGAUCUUGAGCGGCAUGCACAUUUACCCUUUUCAAAACUAAAAAGGUUUUUCGUGUUAUAUACCAAACCUCCUUGUAUUAUAUAUAUUAUUAUGGGGAUUGUGUUAUUAUUUUUAUCUACUAAUAACUAUUCAUAUUCAUAUUGAGACCUAAAAGGAAUAUUAUGAUACCCGCCCAAUUGGACGUGUGAGCAGUUAAAACUGCUACCAUGAGCUUGGAAACCCCAUUUCAAACCUUAGACCAUCUCCAAUCCUUUGCCUCAAAUUUUGGGUAAAACUUACCCCAAAUUUGGGGUAAGCAUAAAAUUCUCUCCAAUCCUUCACCCCAAAUUUGGGGUAAAGGAAUACUAUUUUUUUUGUUAUUAUAAACAUUUAUUUUAUUUUCAAAAUUAUUUACUUAUUAUAUUUCGAUGAUAUUAGAUAAUUCAAAAAUGAUCUAUUGAAUUAUUAAAUUAUUAUCUUUGUUUAUGUAAUAUUUAAAUCUUUAAAAUUUUAGUUUUCAAGAUUUAUGAUGUUAUAAUAUUCAUUCAGCUCAUUUUUAAUAAUCGUAACUUUUAUUUAAUAA